AUGGCUGGAAGACAAGUCGGAACUUUGGCCGCAGUCGCUGGACUUGGUGGCAUCGGCUACUACCUGUACAGUGCUGGCGGUGACCCGAAGCUCGCCGAGAAGAAGUUUGAGCACGAUGCUGCCGAGGCCGCGAGGAAGGUGAAGGGCGACUUUCCCGGUCAGGACAAGGAAGCGAAGAAGACCGCCGAGGAGGGCUACGAGGCGGCACGCGCAAAGGGACAGAGCUUGGCCAAUGACGCAAAGGCGGAAGCGGCAAAGGCGGAAGCCGAACUCCAAAAGUACAGCGCCGAGGCCAAGAAGAAGUUCGAAGACCUAAGGCAAGAGACUGGCCGUGAGGUCAACGCUGCGGCGAACAAAUUCGACAAGGAGGUCAAUGAGGGCAUCAACAAGUCGAAGGGCUGGUUCGGUGGAUUGUUCGGCGGAAAGUAG
Messenger RNA from Didymosphaeria variabile, 429 nucleotides. RefSeq lists its product as uncharacterized. The record is from RefSeq and is a predicted model, not a curated record. Lineage: Eukaryota; Fungi; Ascomycota; Dothideomycetes; Pleosporales; Didymosphaeriaceae. The transcript has 3 exons. Bases 1 to 429 code for a protein of 142 amino acids.